UUUAAAAUGGAAAUACAGCAAGAAGAAGGAAGAGGAUCGACAAAACAGAAAACCAAAAAAAACAGAAAAAUCCCCCUACUCUGCACCCUACGCCCUGUGCCCCUCCACCCCCACACCCCCUGCUGCACUGAGCUUGCGCCUCGAUCACGCCCAGAUUCCCUUGCUCUGCGCUCCCUGCCUUGCGCCCCCUAUUGCGUUGACUCUGCUGCGCCUUUGUCCCUGCAACCAACCGAGCAUGAGACAAACCCGCACCAUGUCACUGCCUUGCUUGUAGGAUGACAUCAUGCUCCAGCUUUCUUGGCUGUUCUGCAGGGCCAGUUUUGGCCUCACCCGAUCAACGGUGGAAGGAAAAAAAAGAAAAAUUGAAGGGUUUGGAUGAGGAGAGGAGAGGGGAGUUCAGGGUUUUGUUUGAUUUUGUAUAAAUAGGAAGGGACUUCUGAAUUUGGGGGAGGUUUUUCUUUUGGUUGGUUGUUCUCUUGGUCUAAGUUUGGGGUGUUGCUUGAGAACAGCAGUAAGAAGAGGAGGAUCGCUGAGCUUCCAAAAUUCAUCGAGCAAGAUUGUGCAUUUUUUUUGGGUUUUCAUCUUAGGUAUUUUCUUGCAACAGAGGAGUCCUUUUGGGAGGCAGUGAAGGGGAUGAUCUGGACUUGAUCUUGUGGGAGGGAUCCGCCAGAUCGGACUCCGAUCUGUUACCCAGAAAGCUCCGCCGUGUUUGUUUCUUCUGUCCUCCUGUUUCUUUUAUCUGCUUUCAUGAUGUUAAGUUGUAUAUGUUUAUCUGAAAAUGAAUGAGAAUCUAAGUU
Molecule: messenger RNA, 797 nt
Organism: Rubroshorea leprosula
Lineage: Eukaryota; Viridiplantae; Streptophyta; Magnoliopsida; Malvales; Dipterocarpaceae
Source: the annotation of a GenBank genome assembly